Messenger RNA from Athalia rosae (coleseed sawfly), 3075 nucleotides. RefSeq lists its product as uncharacterized. The record is from RefSeq and is a predicted model, not a curated record. The transcript has 3 exons. Bases 1665 to 2300 code for a protein of 211 amino acids. Lineage: Eukaryota; Metazoa; Arthropoda; Insecta; Hymenoptera; Athaliidae.
CCAGGGAUGUUUAAGAGAGUUACUAAAUGAGGUGGAUUAGGUAGCCUGAUGAACUCCUUUUGCCUCCAUGACCAUUCAACUAAUGCAUCGGGUAUACGAGUGUUGUGCAUCAUUAAAACCCGUGCUAUCUCUUCUUGUAGUUCCUGAAUUAGUCAAAUUCAUUAGUUAGGCAAUAGAUUGAUACAAUUUGAAGUAUGGCACAGCUACUCACAAUCUCAGGUAAUUGUAACUGGUCAUCUGGUCUGAGGUAAACUUUUCCUCUCAUCCAGUCCAUGUCACCUCCUGCCAGGUCCUGGCGGGACGUCCGAGACUUCUCCUUGCUAAGGCUUACCGACAUUUGCUAUGAGCAAAUAAAUUAUUAGUUAGCAAUUAGCUGUAUAACUGAUUCAUCAUAAUUACAGCCUAAUAUGUCAUUAAUUAUUAUUCAUGUCUAUAAACGUACUGUCAUGUCCGAUAUUUUGGACACCUGUUUCUUGGGUGGUAGUAUAGGCAUGAUGAUGAAGUCCCAGCUGUUAAUAUUUGAAUAGAUCUAAAAGCCUUUCAUUGAUCAUAUAUCCAAGACUAUCAAAACUUUUAUAGCUAGGCACUAAAACCGUUGCUAGCACAACUUCAUUAGUUAGGGUUUAUCACCCAACGCCAUUGCAAAGAUCCAUUGGAUUUUCAAACACAUUAUAAAAUAUAACUUCUAUAUUUUGAACAAAGUUUUGUUUGUAGCCAAACGCGAUACACAAUUUCCAAUUAUUUUACUUCACAUGUCAGUCAGAUAGCUUAGUUUGAAGAAUGGCUACUUCAAAUAGCAGAUGUUGAUUAUUUUAUUAUCUUUGUUUUUCCAUUCUUCCCACUGAUCUCCAUGCUUAUGGUUGCUAGGGUAGAUAACAAGAGGAAUAUCAUCAGAAAUUAAUUCAAUUUAAUCAUUAUAUUCUUGCUUAAUUUAUGUUUCACAAAAUCAUUUUUACAUUACAAGAAUAGUGAGUAUAAAUAUUUCUUCAGUUCUCAAUCGAAGCUCCUCGGGUCUCAGGUAUAAUAUAUAUUGUUAUUUAUUUGAUAAGCAUUCGAUUUAGUAAUACAAACUAUGAUUCACUUUUCUAGUCCAUCUAGAUCUGUAUUGGUGUUUGUAACACUGUAUCGCACAACUAUAUGGCAGAUCAUUACCAUGUGAUAUUGUAAGCUUAUGUCAUCAAUCACAAAUUUCUCAAAUGUUAACAUUCGGAUUGUCGAACAUUUCGAGAUAAACAAAUAUUUUGUUGCAAUGUAUUAACUAUCCAUACCGUUUACUACCAUGGUGGUCAAAUUUUACUGGUCUGUUUCAUGCUGGAAAAGAUCAAUACUACCCAGUCCUACCUCAUGGUGAUAUUAGCUGCUCAACAAGUUUCGUGUGCACAUCAGAAGUUCAUUCAAUAAUUCUAUUUAUACGAACCGUUAGAUUGACCUAAUUUUUAUCGUGAUUGUGUGAUCUUAUUGCUAUUGAUGAAGUGUCAUUUCAGAGGUCCAUACUCCUUUUAAUUUGUAUAUCUAAUAUCAAAGUCUUCUUUGGCAUGAUUCUGUAUCAAGUUUUACAAUCCAAAUUAUAAAAACUUGUUGAAUUAUUGUUCUUAUAUUCUAUUUCUCAAGGAGAUUAGGUAAUGCCUCAAGUUCCAGAAUAUCAUUAAAACUAAUUUCUUAAGAUGAUGGAGGACAGUGGAAUAGAUAGUGAUCCAAAGGCUUUGAAUCAGUUGGAAGAUGAAAGACUGUUUCCGGCAAGCAAUAUGUUCAUUAUAUUCCUAUUUUUUUAUCUGUCAAGGAAUAAUUUCAACCAAUUAUUGUAUUUAUUUCAUAGGGUAGCGACAGUAGCAGUAGCAGCAAUCAGGCACCUACUCCACAACGAAGCACCACGAAACAACUGCAGAAAAAACUUGGAUCCUCAUACAGAGGCCAGAAUAGAACAAGCAAAACGGAGUCAGCGAAAUUCAGAGUACAAAAAACUUCCCAGUAGCGGAGGUGGGAAUAGUGGGUCCGGAACCAGUACAGGACUGAUUUCAAUUCAAAGAUUACCAAUUCCACAUAAAGGAAAAGAGCACCAUCCCUUAGUAGAAUAUUGGCAGAGUGAAAGCGAAAGUGAAGACGAGAUGACGUUGUACCCUCUUUCACGUUUGAAAGAGUCAAAUAAACAUAAGCAAGACUUAACGGAUACAUUCAGCAUCGAAGAGUUGAGCGAAGGAAGUGAGGAUUCCUUACACCUGGGUCCUGCACAAUCGUCUCAUCCUCAUGCACGAACCUACACCCCUGUUGGAUGUUUCACGUGCCAUUGUCAUAUCUUGUAAUUAUUUCAGAAACGAGCUGACCUCAAAAUGAUCUAAUGGCUGAUUUCUGGUAAAAUGAAAGUAUACCAGUACAUUACAUUGUUCAUCAAGUAUUGAAUUAUUUGGUAGUAUAAUCAGAUAUAAUUUUAAUCAUCGAUCCAAUCUGCCAAUUCGGUCAAUUGCAGAUAUGGCUAACAAUAAUUUUGGAUUUCUGAUACAUAAUUCGGGCAUCAUGACGUUCAUAUUCCACAGGUAUCUGAUGAUUACAGUAACGUUCGUUGAAUAAGACUGUGCUUCCUACUUUACAAAUAUCCACUCCAGAAAGAAGUUAGAGUUGACUUAAAAUUCUGAGUGCUAAACUAGAAAAAACAUAUAUACCUGAGCAGGUGAUUAGCGGUCAUUAUCGUAGGACGUAUGCAAAAUAAAAUUAGCCACUAAGAAUUACGGACACUUUACGACCUUUUUCGUCGCUGAAUGUUAAUUUUGAAAUAUUUUUUCAUUUUUCAUUUCAUGAGUGGCUGGAGCCCAUCUCAAUGCUACAGAACAUACAAUAAAGGUGGAAAUGUAGCUGAUUAUAGUUUAUAAACUGUUGAACUUUUGAACUUUACAUUUACACAUAAAUGCAUACAUGGAUUAGGUAUGUUAUUUACAAGAAAGGGAUAUCUUCGGUAAUAAUCAUGAAUUCAAAGAUGUUUUCAUUGAUUGACGCACAAAUGACAACGACUAAAACAAAUAUUAUGGUAUAUAAUAUUAUACACAAUCCUAUGUAUAGAGAUCAUACAUAUAUAUAUAUAUA